GUUGGAGUUAUACACCACAACUGUACCCCAGAAUUCCAAGCAAACGAAGUUCGCAGGGUCAAGGUUGAAACUUUAAUACAUUAAUUACAUAUUAUAAGAGUUUUAUACGGAUACUAGCUGAAUGCCCUUGUCUCGCUAACGUUUUUGGAGUGAAUCGACAUUACAAUAAGUUCAUAAGUUAUAUGAACAGUCAAAGUAUGUAAAACAAUAGGCUUUCUUUCUUUGGACAUAUAAAGUGCAACAAAUGAGUCAGUAUGAUGAGCUAGUCGAGUAAUUUUCUUUCCGUAAUGGAAAUUGAUAGUCUUGAAUUGUAGGUCCGCCAAACAUCGGAUUAUUUGGUUGAAUCCCUUUGUGUGCAACGCCAAACUCUAGAAGUAAGUGUACGUAACCAGGCAAAUGACUUGGUUAGAUGGACGUAACCAGACAACUGACUUGCUUAGAUGGACAUAACCAGGCAAAUGACUUGGUUAGAUGGACAUAACCAGGCACAUUACUUGUUUAGAUGGACAUAACCAGGCAAAUGACUUGUUUAGAUGGACGUAACCAGGCAAAUUACUUGUUUAGAAGGACGUAACCAGGCAACUGACUUGGUUAGAUGUACGUAACCAGGCAACUAACAUGAUUUGAUGAACGUAACCAGACAACUGACUUGGUUAGAUGUACGUAACCAGACAACUGACUUGGUUAGAUUUACGUAACCAGGCAACAGACUUCGUUAGGUAUUUAAGAAAUUUCCCGAGUAUGUAUACAUUGUCAUCAUCUUCCUUUAAAUUCCAAUAUUCUAUUUUGAGAAGGAAGUUUGAGAAACCUUCUGCCUUUCGAGGGGGGUAACCCUCAUGUUGACUCGCAGGGAUCGGACUUGCACUUUAGGUCAUAGAUGGGAUGACUUAAGAAAGACUUACACCUCAUCAGCACCCAAGGGUUCCCAGGGGAAAGACGGGUUGUUUCUGCCUAAAAUCACCGGCCAGUAACAUAAUAAUCCCACAUAUUUUACUUCUCUAGAUGUGCUGAAUCGUUCUAUCAAAAUCGUUUAUUCCGCCAUGUUGCCAUGAUGCACUCAUCCCAAACAAUCCUCUUGAUUGUGAGCCUUGGUGCACUCAUCUUAAACAAUCUUUUCUGGUUGUGAGCCUUGGUGCACUCAUCUUAAAAAAUCUUUUUUUUUUGUUAGCCUUGGUGCACUCAUCUUAAACAAUCCUCUUGUUGUGAGCCUUGGUGCACUCAUCCCAAACAAUCCUCUUGUUGUGAGCCUUGGUGCACUCAUCUUAAACAAUCAUCUUGUUGUGAGCCUUGGUGCACUCAUCUUAAACAAUCAUCUUGUUGUGAGCCUUGGUGCACUCAUUAAACAAUCCUCUUGUACUCCGGAAGUACCUAGGCUGUUUUACACUGCUUUGAAUUUUCGCACAUGUAAUCUCAUAGCCAUAUCAGUUGCGAGGCAGUUUAAAGGCAGAGUGAGCUGUCCUUACUAUUUUCUUGUCAUUUCUUACGUUAUCACAGCGGUUCUCAACCUGUGGGUCGCGACCCCUUUGGGGGUCGCACGACUCUUUCCCAGGGGUCGCCUAAGACCAUCUGAAAACACAUAUACUCUACAGUUAUGAAGAAGCAACGAAAAUAAUUGUGUUGGUGGGGGUCGCCACAACAUGAGGAACUGUAUUAAAGGCUUGCGGCAUUAGAAAGGUUGAGAACCACCGCGUUAUCAGAUGAAACAAAAACUUUUUUCAUGUGCCAUCUGGAGCGCCAAGAAAAAUUUGCCGUGAAGAAUCUGAACCAAGGCCACCAACGGCAUCUUGAUAGACUUGAUUUGAUCAGCGUAGAUUUUUUUUCUCCAAAGUUUUGGAGAACUGAUUCAGAAAGUCCCCUCAAGUUUUCACGAAUAACAUUGACUAAGUUCAGAACAUGAGACGGACGUCGAAGGAAGGUCAGACUGGUCAAUUGUUCGGUUAAACAGUGAAAAUAUUACAUUUUCUAGGAGAAUAAAUCUUUCAAAAGGUCAUCAACAAAAAUUGCUGAAUCAAAGUUUCUCAACUAAUCUCGACACCAAAACUCGCCCCAAAAACAUAAUCCAAAACAUGUUCCGAAACAAAACCAUUUGCAGUAACCAUGUUACGAACAUUGGAGAUUUCAGGCCACUUAAAGGAUAUUUAACCCCCCCCCCCCCCCCCCAACCAACAAAAACAUGUUGGUGACCCCCUAACGCAUGAGGAGAAACAACAUGCAACAUUUCAACUGCAUGGGGCUUGGUCUUGAAAUCUCCUGACAUUCUUAUUCUUUUCUUUUUUCGCAUAUUCAAGUAAUGGGUGGAAUAGACAUAGAUCAUGUCAAUUUCAUCUAUAAUUUUGGGAAUGUUUUUUUUUUUUGUUGUUGUUGUAGUGAUGAAGGCAUUUCUCGAGCCGUUAAAAUGUGUAUAUUGUGUCAUCAUAAUUAAAGUUAGGAUUUAAAGUUUUAUUUAUACACAAUUUGUUUGUGUCUCAUUUAUCAACAUUCUAAAGUAGCAUUCUGGGAAUGAUUUAAAAAUGAUGUUAUCUGUUCGUUGCUGUAGGAGCACAAGCGUGGCUACAUCUUUGAGCCUACUAUCAUGUCUCCGACACGCUCACUGAAAGAUGCCGACCAGGCGUGCAGGCGAUUUGAUUUUUCUGGAAUCGUCAUAACUGAACAUGGACAGAAAGGAGAGAAGCUGGUGGGCAUGGUAACUAAGAGAGACUUGAAAGCCAUUCCACAUUAUAGCUAUAAUGGGUCGAUGACUUUAAACGAGGUAUGUGAAUAAAUCUAUUAUUGACACACGUUGUCUCUCGGAUGAUUAAAUAAUUUGAUCUAUUAUCUCAAAAAAAAGAGCCAGCGAUUUAGGCAUUUACUUAGAUUUGUCUUUGUGUAUUCGAAUACUUAUAUAUUCGAUAUACAGUUUAAUUGUCCUCGUUGAAGUUAGGCAUUGACCUGAGAUUUGUUUUUGUGUAUACGAAUACUUAUAUGGAUAUAGAAUGUUUUAGAUGUUCUAAUCUUGUUGAAUUAAUAGCACCAGAAGUUUAUUUCUUGUAUCACAUACAGAUAAUGACGCCUAAAGAAAACCUCACCCUGAUAAAUGUUUCACAUAAUCAAUUUAAUGUCAUUGAUCACGUCUGGGAGG
Lymnaea stagnalis (great pond snail) is the source of this 3118-nucleotide messenger RNA. The record is from the annotation of a GenBank genome assembly. Lineage: Eukaryota; Metazoa; Mollusca; Gastropoda; Lymnaeidae.